UUUCCUCUCCCUCAAUUCGGAGUAGACAAUCCACGUUGAGAUCUUUCCAGGGGAGGGGAGGGGCAGGGCUCGGGUCCCAAGUCUCACACAAGUCUCGCUGCCAUGGGGGCCGUCAUGGGUACCUUCUCGUCUCUGCAAACCAAACAAAGGCGACCCUCUAAAGAUAAGAUUGAAGAUGAGCUGGAGAUGACCAUGGUUUGCCAUCGGCCUGAGGGACUGGAGCAGCUUGAGGCCCAGACCAACUUCACCAAGAGGGAACUGCAAGUCCUUUAUCGAGGCUUCAAAAAUGAGUGCCCCAGUGGUGUGGUCAAUGAAGAAACAUUCAAACAGAUCUAUGCUCAGUUCUUCCCCCAUGGAGAUGCCAGCACGUAUGCCCAUUACCUCUUCAACGCCUUCGACACCACCCAGACAGGAUCUGUGAAGUUUGAGGACUUUGUGACUGCUCUGUCGAUCCUACUGAGAGGAACCGUCCAUGAGAAGCUCAGGUGGACAUUUAAUUUGUAUGACAUCAAUAAAGAUGGAUACAUAAAUAAAGAGGAGAUGAUGGACAUUGUCAAAGCCAUCUAUGACAUGAUGGGGAAAUACACAUAUCCCGUGCUCAAAGAGGACACCCCGAGGCAGCAUGUGGACGUCUUCUUCCAGAAAAUGGACAAAAAUAAAGAUGGCAUAGUGACUUUAGAUGAAUUUCUUGAAUCCUGUCAGGAGGAUGACAACAUCAUGAGGUCCCUCCAGCUAUUCCAAAAUGUCAUGUAACUGGAGACACAACCAUUCAACUCUCAGAGACAUCGUACCAAACAACCACUUUAACACCCUGGUCUGCCCUUGUUCUGACUUUACAUGCCGACUCUUGGGACAGAAAUGCCUUUUAAAGACUUUGAAAGCAUUCUCUGCUGAAGACUUUCUAUAGAACCCAGCAUUACCUGGCUCGGUCUCUGGUUGCCAGUCCUCCUUCCUCCCUCUUCUUGAGAGAGACAAGAUGAAACUUGAGUUUGUUUUGGAAGCAUGCUCAUCUCUUCACACGGCUGCCCUAUGGAAGGUCCCUCUGCUUGAGCUUGAAUAGUCAUGCACGAUCAUCUGCUUGCGUGCUCCAGCCCAUCUGCCUCUGAGUGCUCAUCAUAUCUAGAAGCCAGAAGGCCUGAGCGGCCAACACACACCUCCUUCUGAUGGCCUGCGGGACCAAUGUGCCUGAUUCUCUCCUUUGGGUGGGAAGAAUGAACAUUCUACAGAAUAAUUAGAAUCAACCAUGGUUAGAUUGGGAGAGCCAGCGCCUAACACAAGCAGGAAAAGACUGAUUUAUUAAGCACGGCAUUGUCUGAUGACUCAAACUGCCCACAUCCAUUGUCUCCAGAAGAAUGGGCCAAACAUGAUCUCUCACUAGUGUCUGUACUGUUAGCACAAGUCCCUUCAUGUGCCCAGGAAGGGAGUCAUUGCCCUGUGGUCCAUGCCUCCUCCCCAUCCCCUGCUCGAGUCCAGCGCUGCAUGUCCCUACAAAAAGAGCCCAGAAUGCCUGCAAACUGCUGUAAUUUUAUCCAUGUUCUAAUCAAUAAACAGAACUAUUUCUUA
Chrysochloris asiatica (Cape golden mole) is the source of this 1563-nucleotide messenger RNA. It is a transcript of the gene KCNIP1, whose product is annotated as Kv channel interacting protein 1. Gene Ontology annotation, biological process: regulation of potassium ion transmembrane transport. The coding region runs from base 103 to 753 and encodes 216 amino acids. The transcript is spliced from 8 exons. Gene Ontology annotation, molecular function: transmembrane transporter binding; calcium ion binding; potassium channel regulator activity. NCBI's taxonomy places the organism in Eukaryota, Metazoa, Chordata, Mammalia, Afrosoricida, Chrysochloridae. Gene Ontology annotation, cellular component: voltage-gated potassium channel complex. The record is from RefSeq and is a predicted model, not a curated record.